Nicotiana attenuata is the source of this 2052-nucleotide messenger RNA. Its product is annotated as 65-kDa microtubule-associated protein 1-like. Gene Ontology annotation, biological process: microtubule cytoskeleton organization; cytokinesis by cell plate formation. Gene Ontology annotation, molecular function: microtubule binding. Lineage: Eukaryota; Viridiplantae; Streptophyta; Magnoliopsida; Solanales; Solanaceae. The record is from RefSeq and is a predicted model, not a curated record. The coding region runs from base 144 to 1892 and encodes 582 amino acids. Gene Ontology annotation, cellular component: spindle; cytoplasm. The transcript has 10 exons.
CACUGAUUACACGCGCGCGCGCGCACACACUCAUAUAGAUAUAGUGAAUGUGAAGUAAACCCUGCAGAUCUGUGACCACAUUCUCUCAGAAAACAAAACCCUACUCUUCAAGUACGAUCUGGGUUUGAUCCGAGUUACUGAAGAUGGCAGCAGUGGAUGCUGAAAAUCCUGUUAUUGGAGAAACAACUUGUGGUUCCCUACUACAACAGUUGCAGCAAAUUUGGGAUGAGGUUGGUCAAACUGAUGACGAGUGGCAUGAGAUGCUUCUUCAGAUAGACAGAGAGUGCUUGGAUGUCUACAAGAGAAAGGUUGACCAAGCAGUGAAGUCACGGGCUCACCUUCUGGAGGCAUUGGCAGAUGCCAAAAUUGAACUCUGCAGGCUGCUAGCAGCACUCGGAGAGAAAACAUAUGCUGGAAUUCCUGAGAAGGCUUCAGGCUCAAUCAAGGAACAACUUGCAGCUAUAGCACCAGCGCUGGAAAACUUGUGGAAACAGAAAGAGGAUAGGGUAAAAGAGUUCUUCGACGUACAAGCGCAAAUUGAAAAGAUUAGCAGUGAGAUUGCUGGGAUUAGCGAGCAUGUAGAGAAUCCUAAAGUAGAUGAGUCUGAUUUAUCUCUGAAGAAGUUGGAUGAAUUUCAAGCACAACUUCAAGAGCUUCAAAAAGAAAAGAGUGAGAGACUGCACAAAGUCCUUGAGUUCGUGAGCACCAUACAUGAUCUAUGUGCUGUUCUUGGCUUGGACUUCUUUAGUACUAUCACUGAAGUUCACCCAAGCCUGAAUGAUUCUACUGGUGUACAAUCAAAAAGUAUAAGCAAUGACACACUAUCAAAUCUUUCAAGAACCGUCUUAGCAUUAACAGAAGAUAAGAAGCAAAGACUGCAGAAGCUUCAAGAAUUAACAGCUCAGCUGAUUGACUUAUGGAAUUUGAUGGAUACACCUGAAGAAGAAAGAAGCUUGUUUGACCAUGUUACCUGCAACAUAUCGGCUUCAGUUGAUGAAGUGUCUAUUCCUGGGGCUCUUGCUCUUGAUCUGAUUGAACAGGCUGAAGUGGAAGUUGAAAGACUUGAUCAGCUAAAAGCUAGCAGGAUGAAGGAGAUUGCUUUCAAAAAGCAGGCAGUGCUUGAAGAGAUUUUUGCUCAUGCCCACGUAGAGAUUGACUCUGAGGCUGCUCGACAGAAGAUUAUGACACUAAUUGAAUCAGGGAAUAUUGAGCCUGCUGAGUUACUCACAGACAUGGACAACCAGAUUGUAAAGGCAAAUGAAGAGGCUCAUAGCAGGAAAGAGAUAUUGGAAAAAGUUGAGAAAUGGAUGGCAGCUUGUGAAGAAGAGAGCUGGCUUGAAGACUACAACAGGGAUCAGAACCGGUAUAAUGCAAGCAGAGGUGCACACUUAAAUUUGAAGAGGGCCGAAAAGGCUCGGAUAUUGGUCAACAAAAUUCCAGCUCUUGUGGACUCCUUGAUUGCUAAAACAAGAGCAUGGGAACAAGAUCGGGACACCACGUUCACAUAUGACGGUGUUCCACUGCUUGCCAUGCUAGACGAAUAUAUGAUGCUCAGGCACGAUAGAGAAGAAGAGAAAAGAAGGUUGCGGGACCAGAAGAAGUUCCAUGAGCAGAUAAGCAAAGAACCAGAAACACCAUUUGGAUCAACACCAAGCCCUGCUCGACCACUUGGUACAAAAAAGGUGGUGGGUCCACGAGCAAAUGGGAGCGCCAAUGGGUCAGCCAACAGAAGGCUGUCUCUUAAUUCACACCAAAAUGGUUCCAGGUCAACAACUAAAGAUGGGAAGAGAGACCACUCAAGGAAGGUGGCUCCUGUGAACAAUUUUGCCAUUUCAAAAGAUGAUGCAGCCUCUCACAUUUCUGGAACUGAACGUAUUCCCAGCACACCAUAGUAACUACUGAAUAAGAAACAUAUAUGCGAUAUCUUCGGUCGUCAUUAGUUGUCCAGUUCAUGUAGCAGGAUAAACAUUUUGAUGAGUGGUCAUGUAGCGGAGACCAACUAGCUAUUUGUGUUAUAGUGGCAAUAUCAGCAAGUCUCUUUUAAAAUUUGUC